UUGUGGGCUGCCAGAUAUAGUAUUUAAGACUAUAUAUUGUUGUUUUAUUAGCAGGGCGUACCCAUAAUCAUUAUAGAACACGAAAGAUGUUCAUAAAAAUGUGCUGUGGAUUAGCUAGCAUCUCUAACAAGACUACAUAAGUAAAGCCAAAACGUAAACACUUCUUAUAGCCUCAAAUGGAUGAAAGUGAUGCAUUUUUGGAGGAUCUACCUCCCGAAACAACUGAGGGUAGUGGUAAUAUUUUGGCAGAGCCUAGUAGAAUCUCAUCUAAAAUGGAGGAAUGUUCUUUAGAUGCUUCCUCCAAGGCUCAGCAUUCAAACUUAAAGAGAAGACGUAUAGAACAAGUCUUGGAGGCGGCCACAGAUAGUCAGAAUCAAUUGUAUGUGAGUGAUGUUAUGCCAUCGGUUAUUAAAAGCCGUUAUGGCAGGACCCAUAAACCAAAAAUACCUGAAGAUUUUCUACCAACUGACAAGAAGGUUGCAGCCAUACUUGGUCAUAGCCCACAUAAAAGCCCUGGUAAAAGUACAGGGUCACCUGUUUGUGCAACACCUAUAGAACUGGCAAAGGUUUGUCAGAAGGGGCAGAGACUCUAUGACAUUUUUGUGAAAAAGGAAAGACGAAGCAAGGGAAAUAUGGAGGUGGAAAAAACAGGUGGAAAUUUGAUUUCAACUCCCAGUGUGAAAUCAGAGAAGUCCAAUUCAGACAGUGUCACUGUUGAAAAUCCACCAGUAAAUACUGAAGCUACACCUGCAGAUAAUACUGUACUUUCUCCAGAAAAUGUGAAAGAGGAAGUGGAGAAUGUGGUAGCAGAUAAAACAUGUGAAACCACUGAAGUGUCAGUCUCUGAAGAGAAGGUACCAGGGUGUGACUGGGUGAUUGGAGACCUUGCAUGGGCUCGUGUUACUGGUUAUCCUUUCUGGCCAUGCAUGAUUGUAUUGGAUCCAGAGCAGAGAAUCUUCACCAAGACGACCGUUCGUGGGAACUUCACCCUUCGAAGCCUUCAUGUUCAGUUUUUUGGGGAUAAUGGUAGGCGUAGUUGGCUCUACUCCAAUUGUGUCAUUCAGUUUGAGGGUCUUGAAGCAUUUAAUAAAUCAGCAGUGAAGAUCCACAGUCAGAUGAAGAAACGAGAUCGUAAAUUUGCUGCUGCAUUCCAUGUUCCACCAAAAGCAAAAGCCAAAUGGGAUAUAGCUGUAAGAGAAGCAGAAGAAGCCAUGGGUAGAACAAGAACUGAACGAUUGCAAGAUUUUGCAAGGCUGUUCACAAAAGAUGUUUCAGUCAAAAGUGCUGAGACCCACAGUCCUCCACGCACCAAGCAACAGAAACGUGUGGAUGAUAAGAACAGCAGCUUCUCUUCAAAAAUGGGAAAUGUAGAAGAAGCCCCGCAGUCUCCAAGUCCUCACCUGUUUACUGAAACAAGUUAUAAAGUUAAUACUUCGACAGUAACUCCUGUCAUUAAAUUGAAGAUCAGUAGUGUCCAGGUGAAGAAGAAGAAACAGCAACGCAAGAAGCACAGUUUAGGUGGUCAGAGUUUUGAUCCAGACUUUGAAGCAUUUUUGCACAAGCACAUUGAUCACGUGGCAGAGGAACGUCCAGAUCUGAGUAUUAAAACAGUGGAGAAAUACCUUGCGAAAGAAUGGAACAAAAUGGAUGAGCUUCAAAAGUCAAAGUUUUACAGUCGUCUCAGUAUUACAAAUACUACAGUGGAAAGAACAGAAACAUCAAGCAGCGAAGAGGAAGAUAAUGUCAAUGAUGAAGAUGAGAGAGAGUCACAUGACAGUGAGAAAGCUGACAGUAGUGAAACCCGUGAAUCAAGCCCUGCUCCAUUUUUCAAACUUAAGAAAGGAGGUGGUCUGUUUCGUGGGACCAAGCAGGAGAAAGUAUGCCAGAUUUGUGAGAAACCUGGUGACACUGUCAAAUGUCGAGGACCUUGUUGUGGUACUUUUCACCUGGAGUGUAUGUCCAAGUCUUUGGAAGCCAAGGAGAAUGUGAAUAAUAUGACACCAGGCAGUGUUAGAGCAAAGAAAAGCAAAAUUGUUUUAACUGUUUCUCUGAAUAGAAGUGAUGUUAGCGAUGCAUUGUAUAAAGCUAAGGAGAAUGAAGAUGCACAAAGUUAUGACUUGGGUGAGGUGUCUGAAGCUGAGGAUGAAUAUCCAAAGCCUCUGAAUGGUAUGGGUAACAUGACAGAACAUGAUGAUAUGUUGAAUGAAAUGGAAUGUGUGUCUGUACCAAGGAAGAGGAAACGGUCUGGUGUAGAAGAAGAGGUGUGUGUUACAAACAAAAAGUAUGCCAAAGAAAAGACUGGUAUGGAUGAGAACAGAAUAAAGGACAAAGAAAAUUACAACAAGAAAAUAUCUGAAGAAAAAGAGGAAGAUGAUGCUGUUCACAUAAAAGAAAAAACUGGUAAAGGUUGCAGAGAGAAUGUGGACUCUAUUGUGAAGCAAAAAGUUGUUGAACUGCAAUCAGCAGAGGAGGCUGAAAUGGAUGUUGAUGAAGUGAAUGACACAGAAGAAGUAGAAGAUGAGAAUACUGAGAUUAAAACCAAAGAAAACAAGAAUGAAAUUGUAGAUACUGGUGAAAUGGAAAUAAAAGAAGGUGGAGAGGAAAGCAUAAUGAUUAAAAAAGAAAACCAUACAGAGGAAAGUUCAUUUGUAUCUGGGGAGGAAAAAGAUGUGAUAGGAGACAGAAUUAUUUCAGAUGGAAAUAAAGAUGAUAGAGGAAUGGAAGGAUACAAUGAUAAGGAAAACAAGGAGUUAAGUAAAUAUGAUGAGAAGGAUGUGAAUGCUCAGAAGGGAAACAGAGAUGAUUCUAAAAGAAAAGAUGAGCAGGGAGGAGAGGAAUCUGAUUUGGAUGGAAGUAAAAUUGAAAUGAAAGAAAUUUGUGUUUCUGUAGAGAAAGACAGGUAUAAGAGAGCUACAAGAGGUAUGGGCAAGAGGAGAGAGAAGGAGGAUGCUAAAGGAAGUAGAACUGACAUGAAAGAAGGUAAGAAAGAUACAAAAAUUAGUCUUGAGGAGAAAGAAAAAGAGAAAAUUAUUGCCAAGAAAAAGGAUAAAGAAGAAAAGGGGAAGGAUGAUGCUGCAGAGGAGAAAAUGGCCACAGACAGUGCAGCAGAAUUCCGUUGCAAGGACUGCAGGGAGGGCCGGAAUCCACCGUGUUUUGCAUGUGGCAGAAUACAGGAGGAGAAGACUGGCAGGGAACAUCGUCAGCGCUGUGCAGUGGGUCACUGUGGCAAGUUUUAUCACAUGGAAUGUCUCAAACUUUGGCCUCAAGCAUGGUCAAGCGGUAGUGCAUCAUCUCGGAGGCAGUCUGCUGCAGCAGCUCGUGGAGAGGACAUCACUGAAAGUCAGGUAGCCGUUACGUGCCCUCAACAUGUGUGUCAUACCUGUGCAUCUGAUGAUCCUAGAAAUGCUACAACACGUUUUGCCCAUGAGCGACUGGUACGCUGCAUUCGUUGCCCUACAGCUUAUCACACUGGAAAUUACUGCCUUCCGGCUGGAUCAGAGGUGCUGACAGGAACACAGAUCAUUUGCCCCAAACAUUAUGAACCUCCACAGAAAAGGACUUACCAUGUUAAUGCAGCUUGGUGUUUUAUUUGUGCUAUGGGAGGUUCUCUUAUAUGCUGUGACUUAUGUCCAACUUCAUUUCAUGCUGAGUGUCUGCGAUUAUCACCUCCAGAAGGUAGCUUUAUCUGUGAAGACUGUGACACAGGAAGGUUCCCGUUGUAUGGUGAAAUUGUUUGGGUAAAGCUUGGAGCAUACAGAUGGUGGCCAGCUCAGAUUUUGUAUCCAAGUCAGAUUCCUGAGAACAUCCAGAAUCUGCCCCAUGUACGCGGAGAGUUUGCUGUUAGAUUCUUUGGUUCCCAUGAUUAUUACUGGGUGAACCGAGGCAGGGUCUUCUUAUAUCAGGAAGGGGACACUGGACACAGCACCAAUCGCAAAUCAUACAUGGAGGGGAUGUUUAGUCGUGCAUUGCUUGAGGCUCGUGAAGCUCAUAAAACAUUAGAAGAAGAAAAAGCUACAAGAGAUGCUGAAGCAAGGCCAGUUAUGAAACCACCAAUGUAUGUGAAGAUUAAAAGUAACAGGGCUGUGGGUAAUGUGAGGGUGACAGAGAUGGACCUUUCUGGCAUGACUCCUUGUGAGUGUGAUCCAAAUUCUCCAAAUCCCUGUGGACCAGAUACAGACUGUCUCAACAGGAUUUUGCUGGUGGAGUGUAGCCCUUCUGUAUGUAUGGCAGGAGAGAAAUGUGGGAAUCAGUGUUUCGAGAAAAGACUGUACCCACCUCUUAUUCCAUAUAGGACAGAAACCAGAGGUUGGGGUCUCAAGACUCUUGAAAGCAUUCGCAAAGGAGAUUUUGUGAUCGAAUAUGUAGGUGAAAUGAUCGAUGAGGCAGAAUAUCAGCGUCGCAUGACACGGAAACAUGAGGAGAAGGAUGAAAAUUAUUACUUUUUGACUAUUGACAAAGACAGAAUGUUGGAUGCAGGACCUAAGGGAAAUGUUGCACGAUUUAUGAACCAUUCAUGCCAGCCAAAUUGCGAGACACAGAAAUGGACAGUGAAUGGAGACACACGUGUAGGAUUAUUUGCUCUGAUGGAUAUUCCUGCUGGCACAGAACUUACAUUCAACUAUAACUUGGAGUGUGUUGGUCCAGACAAGAAACCUUGCAUGUGUGGUGCUCCCAACUGUAGUGGUUUUAUUGGGGUCAAGGUUAAUAAGCAGAUAGAAGAGGACAAGAAACCUCGCAUAGAGUUACACAACUUGGCAAAACGAGCUAAGAAACGACAUUCUGGUGUCAGAGUGAAGGAUGAUACAUGCUUCAUUUGUGGUGGGGGUGGAGAACUGCUACUCUGUGACAACAAGACAUGCCCCAGAGGUUAUCAUCUUCACUGCCUUAAGCUAAAAAGGUCCCCUCAAGGAAAAUGGCUUUGUCCGUGGCAUCGUUGCAAUGAGUGUAACAAGCGUACCGUUAGACGAUGUGGCUUUUGCCCCAAUUCAUUCUGUCCUCAGCAUGCCGAUGGGAACAUCAGAGUACAUCCAACAGCUGGGUUGGUGUGCAAGGACCAUGAUAAAGAACCACCAGCCAACGUUAAGGAAGAAUCAUUAGACGUGGCAGAAGUCGGUAAUAAAAUGGAAACAGAAGAGGAAGGUGCUAGUGAAAAGUCAUCAGAUCCCACACCUGAAGUCAGUUAUGCUGAUAAGGAAAUUUCACAAAAGACAAAAGAUGAAGAUCUUGCAAUAGAAACUACAAAUGGAAGUAAAUCUCAUGCUUUGUCUGAAGAAACUGCAGUGCUCCACUGUGCUGAGAAAGAGACUGUGAUAAAAGAAUGUAAUCUGCCUUCUACAGAUGAAGACAAAGAUGGCCUGUCUGAAAAUAUUUCUGAUUCUGACAUAAAGAGUUUCAAAGACAUGAAUGAAGAAAAAUUUCCAAAGGAAGACACUUUAAUUCAAGAUGAUACAUGUCCUCACAAUGACGAAUCGAUUCCAGAAGUGAAUGGUACUGUGAUAUGUGAUGAAAAUAUUAUGGAUCACAAGAACGUAACUGAAGAUUCUGUAGAAAGCAGUAAUGGUGUUCAGAAGCAAAGAAGUGGUCAGCCAAAAAAUCCAACAGUUGAGGAGAAUCGUGAGACAAAGAAGCAUAAAAAUAAAGGCCUCUGUGGUACAUCUGCAUUCAACAAAGUAGAUUUGAAUAAUGAACUUGAAAGUCUUGCAGAAAGCUUCUCAGAUAAUGAAAUUUUUAAGAAGAAAGUAAAUAAACUUGCCAGAAGGCAUAAGAAAAAAUUGCAGCCUAAAGAUAUGUCUGUAAAUGGCUUGGGAGAAGACCUAGAAAAGAAAAAAAUGGUUCAAACCAGCAGAAUUUCAUCUGAUGUGUCAAAUGAACUUGGAUUUAAAGGGGAUGAUAUUCAUUUUGAAGAACAGUGUGGGGGAAAUGGAGGUCUUAAAGUAGAAACUACUGAAGAAGAGAAGGAAGGUGUACACAUCAUGGAAGACGUGCCUUUGAAGGAGAUUGAAGGAGAUUCAAGUAAUGGUACGCAGAAAAUAUGCAAUGAAACCAGAAGUAGCCCAUCUGAUAUUGUGGCUUCCAAUGGAAUUGAAGCUUCAGGUGUACUCAUACUGCCAGUUGAAAGUUGACCGGUUUUGGCAUCUGAACAGAUUUAAGGUACUUGUCAUGCAUAUUUUUAGUGCAUUAUACAGAUUAGUUGACCAUUAUGUAACAUGUAGUUCUGCAGUUUAAGUAAUUUGUAUCUUUUUUUGCAGCUGAUUUAUCAAUUAAAGCAACAUUUCAUUCGCUCCAUCAAUUGUAAUGAAUGAACGUUGUGUACACUGUAAUAAUGAGUAAGCCUGUUUUCUCAAUGUGCAGAAAUGCAAGUAGCCUGUUCUUUUGAAUAUAUGACUUAUGGUCUUUGUGCCAAUAAUUUUGUAUGGGCUACAUUUUCUUUGUGUCCUGUAUACAUUUUCUCAUGGAACUGCCCUUACAUGUCAUGUUUUAUAUAUUCCUCUUGCUAAUUUUGUAGUGAUCAUGUAUGAUCGUAUAAUUCACUCUAAUUUAUGCAGUUUAAGAUCUUGUUUUAUAUAUGUGCAGAAAUUCAGUUGAGUUUAAAAUGUGAGUAGACUUGCAUUCCAUACCUCAGUCUUUUUAUAUUUGGCUUGAGAUUAGUAAUUGCAGACCAGAGUUCUCUCUCAAGGUGAUGAACAUUGUUUUCAUUGUGUAGAUGUAUAUUGUUCCAGAUGUUUAUUUCAAACUGCUAUGCAAAGCAUGUCUUAUUUUCAGGGUAAUUGUGUACAACAAUGCCUAACCAACCACACUGGUGACAUUUUUAAAAAUAUUGUUAUUGGUGAGACCAAGGCUAUAUAGGAAAUACGGUGUGACAGGAGCCAUUUCCACUGGUAACACUCAGCAGAACCUAACAAAGUUGCCUGUCUUCCUUCAUUAAACACAAAAAAUGUGAAAUAACAUGUUUAAAAAUAAUACGUAUUCAGGUACCAUUGAUACUCUGCAAGACAAGAGCUGUGUUGUUGAGUUGCACCAUAGCUAUGACCGUACCAUUAGCAGACAAUGUUAUGCUUCUAUUACAUAGCUCAGAGCUUGGGUCUCUGUGUCUAUACUAAGUAAAACAUUGAAAUCGUCUGUUUUAUGUAACCAUUUAAGACAUUAGAUUACUGAGUGUUGAAGUCCAUGAUAAUGACGCUGCAUUCAUGACAAUUUGUGUGUGUAACCUCUUCUUGAGCUACCAAUUUUUUCCAUGUGUACCAGAAAUAAAAGCUGCAGACACAUGAAACCAAACAUGGUGUUGACAAAUGGAUUUAAAUAGAAAACUGCAGAUAUGUGAAAUUUGCAGUUGGCGAAGGUGUUCUCUGUUUCAAAUUUUAUUUUAUUUAACCUCAGUAUUGACCUGUCUUUUGCUACAGGAUAUGCAGGAUUUACUAGGCUGUUUUGGAAGUAAAUUUCAUUACAUGAAAAGGACUUGAGUGCCCAGGAUUAUGUCCCAUUCUUUAACAGUGAUCUCUGGCCAUUGGAGUUAAGCGUAGUGGGGGAUUGCAAACCAUUAAGCUCCAAUAUCAGUAGUGGGAAGAAAGUGUUGUUACAUAUAUUUUGGGGAACACCAUUAAGAAGAGUACUGUCUUCUGGUAUGUAACGCUAUGUUUCAGUAGAGGUUCCCUGACAUUGUGGUGGAACAUAGAGCCUCUUUCUUCAUAGUCAAAGAGGAAUGUGACCUCUGCUUGCUGGUGAAAAAAAAGUAAAGCUGUCCCUGUCCCAGGCUGUGAAGGCCCAUAG
This is a messenger RNA of Cryptotermes secundus, 7767 nucleotides long. RefSeq names its product histone-lysine N-methyltransferase NSD2 (gene NSD). The record is from RefSeq and is a predicted model, not a curated record. Gene Ontology annotation, biological process: regulation of DNA-templated transcription. Bases 177 to 6122 code for a protein of 1981 amino acids. The transcript has 19 exons. Gene Ontology annotation, cellular component: chromatin; nucleus. Gene Ontology annotation, molecular function: histone H3K36 methyltransferase activity; protein binding. Lineage: Eukaryota; Metazoa; Arthropoda; Insecta; Blattodea; Kalotermitidae.